AUGGUCUAUCUGCGACCCAGCCGGAGACGGCAGCAGGUUGCCCUUCUCGUGAUCCUGGCUUGGGCGAGCUUCAGGUGGCAAAGCAGCUGGAGAAGCAGCUGGCGAAGCAGCUGGCGAAGCAGGGCGGAUCCUCAAAGCGGUCCGUGUGCCUUCAUCGGUUCGAACGCACGAAUCACAGGCCGCGCUGCUUCGUCCCCUCGCCGUUGUCCAGGGCCUCAGGCCAAAGGUGUGACCCGAGAAGGCGAGCUGAAUCUCCUGCUGGUCUCACAGUUUCCGGUCUUUGUGGCAGUUGGCGCUUUGAUUCCAGUCUUGCCGCUGUAUGGCCAGGAAUUCGGUCUCUCACAGAGUUCUGUGGGGCUUCUCGUUUCGUCACCAUCUCUUGCAAAGCUUCUCUUGAACCUACCAUUCGGCAAGCUCGCUGAUUCUGUUGGUCGCCGAUCUCUAAUGGUCGGCGGGAUGAUCCUGUGUGCCGCUGCCGACAUCGGCACCGGUUUCGCCUCGUCCCUGCCUUUCCUGAUCCUGGCGCGGCUCCUGCUGGGCGCCGGGCUGUCCAGCUCGGAUGCUGGCGCCUCCGCUUGGGUGGCCGAUGCUACGGAAAGCCAACCCGAGUCGCGGGCGUCGUUCUUGGGGGUUCAGAAUGCUCUCACGGCUCUUGCCUUCGUUCUUGGGCCAGCAGUCGGUGGAUGGCUGGUGCAGGAGUUUGGCUUGCGGUCCAUCUUCUUCGCGGUCGCCGCAGGUGCCGCCGCCUGCGCCGGCGGCUAUGCGCUCCUCCCCGAGCUGCGGGGAGCUCCCGAAAGUGCCGUGGAGGAGAAGUCCUUCCAGGAGCUCCUUCAGGCGCCGGAGCAGCAAGCCUUGGCCGGGAUCUCCGUAGCCUUCUACGCCGGCACGGCCUGCAAGAUCUCGCUGCUCCCCACCGUGGCCGCGGAAGCCUUUGGCGCCGGCCCGGCAGAAGUCGGGCAGAUCUUUUCGGCCCUGGCGGCUUUGGCCAUCGGAGGCACUCUGGCGGGCGGCCGCCUGACUGAUGCCAUCGGGCCGCGCAUCGUUCUCCUCUGCUGUGGUUCCAUCUGCACGCUGGCCUACGUGGGAGCGGCCUUGGCAACGGGGGCACAUGCCAAGGAGGCAUUCCUCGGCUUCCUUGGCCUUUGGGCAGUGGCGGCGGCCGUGAAGUCUCCAGCACUGCAGGCCUACGCCAUCGCGACAUCGCCGGAGGACCAACGCGGCGCGGCCUUGAGCGUUCCGAAGACCGUCGGCGACCUUAGCUACCUCAUCGCCCCAUUCUUGUUGGGGACCUUGGAUGACAGCCUUGGGCCAGAGGCCGCGCUGCUGUGCUGCGCUGCAGCUUUCUUUGCGGGAACCGCAUGGUUUGCGCUGCGGAGCUGA
This is a messenger RNA of Symbiodinium natans, 1380 nucleotides long. Lineage: Eukaryota; Dinophyceae; Suessiales; Symbiodiniaceae. The record is from the annotation of a GenBank genome assembly.